Messenger RNA from Cladocopium goreaui, 654 nucleotides. The record is from the annotation of a GenBank genome assembly. Lineage: Eukaryota; Dinophyceae; Suessiales; Symbiodiniaceae.
CCGGCCGCCAUGCCGCGCGCCUUGUCCGGCUUGCCAUGCCAACAGCUUAGGCCGCAGCAGUUGUUGCUCCCCCAGCAUCAACAGGCGGCACCGCCGCAGCCCUUGCCGCCGAACUCGGCGCGCCACGGCCGUGGCUCCCGGAGGCGUUCCUUGCAGCUGUUGCUGGGUCUCUGUUGCACCCCUGCCGCGGCGCGCGCGGCGCUGAAGGGUCGCACGGCUUGCGUCACGGGCGCCAGCAGAGGCAUUGGCAAGGGGAUUGCCAUCGCUUUGGGCGAGGUGGGUGCCAAGGUCUUUGUCACAGGGCGUCGCAAGGAGGCGGUGAAGAGCACCGCCGACCUGGUGACCGAAGCGGGGGGCCAAGGCGUACCACUCGUCUGCGACCAUGCAGUGGAUGAGCAAGUUAAGGGGGUCUUCGAGGAGAUUGGUGCUCAGACUGGCGGUCAGCUGGACAUCUUGGUGAACAACGCCUUCCAGGACCCGGCACAGAAGGACGCCAAGAGCGAUGAGUUGCUCAGCAAGGGCGCCAAGUUCUACGAGCUGCCGUUGCAAAUCUGGGACGACGUGCACCGUGUGGGUCUGCGAUCGCAUUACGUGUCCUCCUACUACGCUGCGCCUUUGUUGUUGUCGGCCGCCAGCAGUGAGUGGCGACCCUUG